AUGUUAUCAGAAUCUAUCUAUCUAUCUAUCUAUCUAUCUAUCUAUCUAUCUAUCUAUACACACACAGAGAGGUACCUGACAACUUUUCUCUCAGUACCUGACUCUUCUCUCAUUAGAUGGCAUUUUUACUUACAGUACCUGGCACUUUAUAUCUCUCUAUCACCUUCUCUCUCAUACCUGACACUUUAUCUCUCUCUAUCACCUUCUCUCUCAGUACCUGACAUUUUUCUCUCAGUACCUGACACUUUAUCUCUCUAUCACCUUCUCUCUCAGUACCUGACACCUUUUCUCUCAGUACCUGACACUUUAUCUCUCUCUAUCACCUUCUCUCUCAAAGUCGCCUUUUCUCUCACUAUCUGUCACCUUUUCCCUCAGUACCUGACACCUUGUUUCACUCUAUCACUCCUCUGUCAGUACAGGUUUUCCCUCACUGUUCCUUUUCUCUCAGUACCUGACACCUUUUCUCUCAUUAUCUGUCACCUUCUCUCUCAGUACCUGAUACCUUUUCUCUCAUUGUCACAAUUUUCUCUCAAUUCCUUACACCUUUUCUCACACUAUCUGUCAAAUUUUUUCUCAGUACCUGACACCUAUCCUCUCUAUCUAUCACAUUCUCUCUCAGUACCUGACACCUUUUCUCUCACUAUUUAUCACCUUCACUCUCAGUACCUGACACCUUUUCUCAAACUAUCUGUCACCUUCUCUCUCAUACCUGACACCUUGUUUCAUUAUCUAUCACCUUCUCUCUCAGUACCUGACACCUUUUCUCUCAUUAUCUGUCACCUUCUCUCUCAGUGCCUGACACCUUUUCUCUCACUAUCUGUCACCUUCUCUCUCAUACCUGACACCUUUUCUCUCACCAUUUAUCACCUUCUCUCUCAGUACCUGACACCUUUUCUCUCACCAUUUAUCACCUUCUCUCUCAUACCUGACACCUUUUCUCUCACCAUCUGUCACCUUCUCUCUCAGUACCUGACACCUUUUCUCUCACUAUCUGUCACCUUCUCUCUCAUUUCUUCUUCAUUCACUUUUUCUUCACAUGUUUUCCUUUCUCUCUGUGCUUUUUCAUUCUGUUUUUCUCUUUCACUCUCACUUUAUUGCUCUUCUCUCUCUUCCUGUUUCUUCUUCACUCACAUUCUCUUCCUGUUUUUCUUUCUACAUUUUUCUUUCUUUAUCUCCUCUCUUCCUAGCUCUAUCCUCGUUUCUUCUCUCUCUCUCUCUCUCUUUUGUUUUCCAUUCUCUCUCUUUCUAUUUCUUCUUCACUCUCAUUCUCUUUCUGCUUUCCCUUUCUCCAUUUCUCUUUCCCUCCCUCUUUGUUUCUCGUUUCUUCUUCUUCGUUCUUUCUGUUUCUUCAUCACUUGA
Messenger RNA from Acanthosepion pharaonis, 1359 nucleotides. NCBI's taxonomy places the organism in Eukaryota, Metazoa, Mollusca, Cephalopoda, Sepiida, Sepiidae. The record is from the annotation of a GenBank genome assembly.